GUGCGAGGCCGGACCCCAUCAGCGACGUUACGCUCCCCACCACAACACUUCCUGCAGUCUUUACAAGGUACCAUCACACACAACUGCACUGUUCGACCACUCGGAACAACCAGAAGCACCACUCGCAGCCUGUUGAUAAUGGACAGUGACGAGCCAGAGACGUGUAAGGUUUGUCUAAGCAACUACAAUGAAACUGUCCGAAGGCCGUGUACUCUGCCUUGUGGCCAUACAAUCUGCUCACAGUGUACUAAAGAUGCUGUACAGAAUGCUCUUCUCAUCUGCCCGAGCUGCCAUACUGAGCACAGUGCCACAGCUGAUGCUCAGUUCCCAGUUAGCUACAGUAUGGAGGCCUUGCUCAGGAAACUCAAAGGUAUUAGACUGACGUCAUUGGCACCAGAGUCGGUUAAACCUCAACACAGCUCAAAGCGCAAGGGCAAAAUGCUACGGUCCUUGACGGAGGAGUACAGGCGCAACAUCGACAAUUUCGUGUUUGGCUGUGAAGAAGCGCUCUCUCUGAUGAGUGACUACCAGCGGCGGCUGACUUACUGGAAGCGUUAUCACCAACAACUGGAAGACGGACUAAAUGAUCUGCUGGAACAGAACAAGGCUGCAAUGAAGCCGCUGAAAAAGGAGGUUAUCAGUGUUGCAAACAUUACACCAGAAGGAGAGGAAGGAAGGAUACGGCUUAAAGCCAUGGUUGUGCGCCUUGACACACUCGACACCGCACAGGAGAUCGUCUCGACCAUUGAUGAAUAUGAUCUGUAUUACAAGGAGACUGAACAUUGGAUUAAGAAGUGCAAGGAACGCUUCCCGGACGCCAGCUCUGUCCACACGUCAAUUAAGGUGCAGGAGAUCAUGAAACAAUUCCUCAAGAUGAUGCCCGUUGAGAGAAAAAAGACCAUAAUCUCAGUCACCCUGGAAGACCCCCACUUCAAUAUUCCAGGGAAAAUUCAGAAAAUUACUGAAGACCUCUUUUGUAAAAUGCUAACUGUCGAACACCUUCGUUUUUUAAACGAGCCCGUCAAGAAGCUGCUGAUAGCUGGCCGGGUCUUUGCUGUCAAGGAGUUAGCUGAUGACACUUACUACGCAAGGAUAACAUUCAAAGAGGGAAGACUGUGCCUUCAUUCACUCAUAAAGCAGCCUCUGCCCGCCUUUGCUGCUACACUCAAGCACGGAUACGUUCUGGACCUUCUGAACCGCUCCUCCACCGUGGCCUUUCUUAACCUGGGAUGUAACGGGUCACCAAUAGGACAGGUUGACAUACGGGUGAACCAUAACACCGGACUGGCCAGACAGUUUAUAUUUUUGUGCACUGGCCAGCAGGGCAAAACUUACUUAAACACAAAUCUUCUAAGGUUAGGCAGCCAUUUUGACGGGGGAAAAUUUGUCGUGGGUGGCGACUAUGAGUGGAAUGAUGGAUCUGGAGGACACUCAGUACUGUUCAACCUGAAGGGUGAAUACGGGAAAUUACACGAAGUAGGAGCUGUUUCGUCACGGUUUUGGCCCGACCAAGAACAUUGCGCUCAGUUUUGCAUCGGUGUUACUGAAGGUUAUCACAAUGAAUCUGACGGCAUAUUUGGUUAUGUGGAGAGGGGUAUGGGUGUGGUGAUGGCAGCAGCCGAGGCCACAUACAUGCCUAAGGUGACUGUCAUGGACUGUGGUGUUGUGUUGCCACUGUAGGUCUCUGUCCCACUUAUCUUCACUAUCAAAUAAAUGCAAUGUCACUAACCUUUAUUUGAAACAAUUAAUGCUGUAAAUUUAGAUAUAAAAAUAAUAGUUUUUGGCUUGGUGUACGUUAGGCCUGUGUAUGUAUACACACGAAACCUGUCGAUGUAUACAUGUAUAGCCUGUGUGGGAGCGGGAGUCUAGACAUGAAAGGUGAGGGCUUAAUGCUUUGUGUUUGGCAUUUCAAUUUAGUUUACUCAAUGUGAGGAAUAACUAUUUACACAAUAAGAAAGGUGAUUCAGUAGUGUAUAGGCCUACAAUGUAUUACGUACAACUAUUGUCUGGUAAUGUCAUCCAAAAAGAUUCAUACUGAGAAAUGCCAAAUUGUUUUUUUUUUUUAAGGUCUAGAUUAAUUCCGAAGUAAAUGUAAAUAAAUAAAUAUAUAACAAUUUACAGCCUUUGUAAGACAACCGGGUGAUGACUAUUGAUCAACAUGAGACGAUAACCACACUUCAAGGGUUAAUUAUCUUCAUGUCCUGUCAUCACCCUCUGUGUCGUCAUAGAUUCCAUAUCCCCAGUCUUUACUGUCAAUAUCACCCAUGUCACCAUAAUAUUGGUACCUCGAGUGCUGUAAUCAUUACUUGUGUGUCUUCAGUUGUCAAUUACUCAGUCACAUUUGCUGUUAGUCAUUCAUACAUUUCCAUCAGUCGCCACCACCUCAAUAUCACCAUGCCUUUCUAUUUUCGCAUCUAACCAUCACCUUCCUGCCAGUUGAGACCCAGAAUUGGGUUCAUUAAUGACCAUAUUGAGUAAUAAAAUACUAAAGUCCCUAGAAUAUCUUAUGGGCAAGUUGCAUUCUGUAUACUUUAAACAUUUUUUGUCAUGAUGCAAUCUCAUUAUCCAAAAUGCUAACUGUAUAGAUUCUAGUAAAUGUGUAAGACACUCGACAUUUAAUUGUUGACCCAUUUGGUAUUGACUGCACCUGCAAGAAUCUAUCACGUCUCAGUGUGGUGGUGAUUACUCGGGUCGAGCCACCCCUCGCUGGUGCUACCAAACAGCAACACUAAUUUAUGCUAACCACAUCCAGACGCAGAGCCGUGUAGUGAGCACAGUGAUCCCUACUGUCUGCCUGUCACGUCGCUCUUGUAUUGAGAUUCAACCUAAAUGAACAGUUUAACUUAAUACCAGUUCGAUAUUAAGUUUGUAAUAAUUUGGAAGAGCUUUAAUUGACAGCAAAGUAAUUUAGGUUUAUGUAAAGUGAAGAUUGUCAACAUGGGUUUAUUUACACCUAUAAACAUUCAAAUGGAAAUUAACUGAAUUGGCAUUACAUUACUUUAAAUAUUUAAUGUAAAUGAUUUAAGUACAAACAGAUCUAGACCUUAGAGGUCCCCAAAAGGUGGACAGUAAAAACUGUAGCAGUCAACAAUAUACUUUAUAUUUGAAAUGUUACAAUAUGAUGAGACGUCAUUGAGCUACUGUGGUGUAAUCUGGUCAGGCUAGAGGCAGAGUUUGUAGUGUGAGAAGACUUGGGUCGAGGCUGGUCAUAGGCAUUACUCGGGACUGAGCUAUGAUACUGACUGAACUAGGUCAGCCUUGCUUAGUUCAGUUAUAUACCCCUUAGUACACGUAUACUAGUACAUGUACUCACUAGUAUUUAUUUAUUUAUUUGUUUGGAUCUAUUGUUGUCAAACUACUUAGUCGUUAAGUUAUUUGGUGCUAUUGUAUACUAAAGGUGCUAUUGUAUACUAAUUUGGUGCUAUUGUAUACUAUUGUAUAUCAGUCGGUGGCUGAUAUGUAAUUCUGGCUUUGUGUUAAGUUAUAUUUUCAUACAUUUUUAUAAAAUAAAAAUAUAUAUUU
This is a messenger RNA of Procambarus clarkii (red swamp crayfish), 3522 nucleotides long. Lineage: Eukaryota; Metazoa; Arthropoda; Malacostraca; Decapoda; Cambaridae. The record is from RefSeq and is a predicted model, not a curated record.